AUGUACAUUCCGCUGGAGCAGGAAAACCAGCCAUCUUCUUCGAUCUUCGAAUGGAUUUACGAAUUUUUCGUCGAUUCGCUAUGUACGUUUGGCUGAAAUUUUUGCAGAUUUUUUAGGGAAAAAUUUCAGACGAAUAGGCAGCCAUUUAAAGGGAGAAAAUGGUCAAAUUAAAAUUUAAAAUUUAAAAUUGCCCAUUUUCCAGUGUCUCCUUCGUAUGACAGCGAAACCGGCGAGCACAACACGACGAACGACGUACUUUGUGCGAAUUGUAUCGGAAAUCGCAACAGUUUGGGUUCGUUUUCUCGAUUCUCGACGAUUCGGUCUAUUUUGCUCAGACAUACCGAUUUUUCAAAAAGACUGACAAGUUUAGGGACAUUCUGAAACAUAAUCGAACCGGUUUUGGCGCCUUUUCCUGUUGAAUGGAUAUUAUCAGACUUGCAACGGGCCGGGCCGGGCCGGGAGGAUGCACCUAAAAAUUCAAAGCGAACUAGAACUUCGAAACGAACAUAAUUUUCAUUGUAAAAACCAGCAGAAAUAGAAAAAAAGACGAAAAAGGCAAUGUUAUAGCAUAAAAACCUGUUAGAAAAUAGAAAUUGCUGUUUAAAGUCGCAAAAUUUUCACAAAAAUUACGAAAAUUUUCUCAAGAGUGGGCGGAGCGAUUGAUUGCAACUCUGGCACGCCAUUUUAGCAAUUUUGCCGCACGCGUUUUCCUCUUCUUCAUAUUUUUUUUGCAUAUUUUUUUUGAGGUCUAACUUCCGGGCCGACCGGGCCGAGCCGGGCUGACGAUUUGCUGGCCCGGCCCGGGAUUUGGCAAGUCUGGAUAUUAUGGUUCUAGAAAGUUGUGCACGUAAUCUUGACGUGAGGUACUACUUUUUUGUAUAGUUGACACUUUUGCAGUGCCAUCUUUGCGGCGCUACAGUACUCCAGCGCGUGGGCGUAGAGAAAAAGUGUCAACUACAAAAAUGGUCUACUAGAUGUCAAGAUUAUGUGCAAAUGUUUUUGGAGCCAAUAUCCAUUUUUAAUAGGUGUAAUUGGCUUCGCAUUAUCGAAAGUUGACUUUCACAACUUGCUGAAACAUCAAAUAUUGUACGACUAUCGAAAUUUUCUUGAAAAACGUGCUGAUUGGAAUUUAUCAAGUUGUAUUACGCGCUCCACCGCACAUCAUCAAAAAAAAAGUGACAACACGCCAGAAACAUUUUUUUUUGCAGCUUGCAUCCGUUCGAGUAUUGUCGCCCUGCUCGGCAUUUGUACGGCCGUCAUGUGUAUGGCACGGAUCGUCAAAUUGCACGCCACGUCACAGUCGCAACUCAUGCUCCUUCUCUAUUAUAUUCUCGCCGUUCACUGCUUCGGAGGGUCGGUUUCUGUUUAUUCUCUUCAAAUCGAUCACCUCUUUCUUUGUCAGCUCGUUCGAAUGGCUGAUCGGAUGGAACACGCAAAUCUCGCUGUUUCUCUCGUACACAAAAGCCGUCUGCCUUCUGAUCGUCUGCUAUUUCUACCUGGACAUCGCCUCCUCGAUGAUGCACUGGAGUUCGCGCGCCGGAAAACGACUGUGUUUCGUCGCGCUCUUCCUCCUUUUCACCUAUUUCAGCGCGUUUCUCGUGAUGGGCUACGUGCUCGCUUCAAUUGAGCCGCGAUUGGAUUGUAGAGGUUCGGUUGGUGUGCUCAACGCAAGAAUUUUUAUCUUUUUUAGAAAAUUUUUUCAUGAAAUGUGAUCAACUGACGAAAUGUAUCGCAAAGUGAACUGUGCUCAUAGAAAAAUAAUUGUAAAUUUAACUUUUCAUACAAAAAAGUUAUUCGAGUUGUUCCGUAAAAAAAGGGCUAACGGAAGAUGGAAGGAAUAACUUUUUUGUAUGAAAAGCUAAAUUCACAAUUAUUUUUCUAUGAGCACAGUUCACUUUGCUAUACAUUUCGUCAGUUGAUCACAUUCCAUAAAAAAAUUCUAUAAAAAAGAUAAAAAUUCUUCCGUGUUCUUCUUCCGCUCAACUCUGGUGUGCAAGUGCGCUCUAUUGGACGCUGUUCAUUUUAAGCGGAAACCCGACGAAAUUGAGUGAGAUUUGAAACAGUGAAAACCUUAUUAUUUUUGAAAUUUUCCACAAUUUUCACCGGUUUCUGGCUCAAAAUGAGCGCAAAAAACGUGUGCAGUGGGGAGCACUCAUUUUCAUUUGAAACCGCGAGCAUUUCAGCGCCCUACUGGAUCUGGUUCUCGACGGGCGAGUUUGUGAUCGUCCAAAUGACGCUCGUCUCGUUCUGCAUGAUUCUGCGACGGAUGAACCGAAUUUCGGCGCCGCUGCAAAUGCGAUCCGCGCAGCGUCGCGACGUACUCGUUCUCAUGUGGGCAUUUGAGACGGCGACGUUCUGCGACCUCGCCUACCACGUCGGCAUGUUCAUGCUCGCCGACAGCACCUCGAAAAACAGUUGCUCCGCGAUUUUUGAUCACGAUCAAAUUCGCUACAGUAUGCUCAAAGCGCCGUACGAUUUGGUGUCGUUCGUGAUGCCCGCGUGGGCCAUUUUGUACGUGUUCCGAACGAAGACGAAACCGCGGUCGGAUAGUGAAGAUUCCGGAGAGGUUAGUGAAAGAAAUAGGGUCCGAUUCUGAAAAUCUAGGUCGGGAUGAGAGUUGAGCGCAAGAACUCAACGGAAGAAUUUUUAUAUUUUUUAGAAAAUUUUUUCAUGGAAUGUGAUCAACUGACGAAAUGUAUAGCAAAGUGAACUGUGCUCAUAGAAAAAUAAUUGUAAAUUUAGCGGUUCAUACAAAAAAGUUAGGGCUAACGGGGAAGACGGAAGGACAUUUUCACGCAACAAUUCGAAUAACUUUUUUGUAUGAAACGGUAAAUUUACAAUUAUUUUUCUAUGAGCACAGUUCACUUUGCUCUACAUUUCGUCAGUUGAUCACAUUUCAUGAAAAAAUUUUCUAAAAAAGAUAAAAAAUUCUAGUCAGGAUCCAACAACAAAAAAAAACCGAAAUUUUGCAGAGCUCGACCGCCUCGACGUGGUCCUCCUCGCAUUCGCGCAACAACGUGCGCAUCGCCGACGUGGUGACGGUGCGCAACUGGCGCCGACGCUACCGUCCGCUGCGUCAGCCGUCCGCCUCGGAACGUCCGGUGCUCCACUCGCAAUGGCGCCAGAAUCGCGCGAAUACCGGCGGAUCGCCGAACGGACCGCCGCCGCCGCCGGCCACGCCCGCGCCCACACUAACGCAGCCACGUCUGCGAACCGUCUCGUCGGCGCCAAUGAUCCGCCGAAUGUCCGUGUCGCACUCGAUCGUCAGCUCGCCGCUCUACAGUAUUCCGGAAGAGUAUCAGGUUUUGGCAACUACUGCAUAGAAUCUCACAAUAUUUUUUGCUCGUUUCAGGGCUCUCCUCAAAUGAUCGUCGGCUCUCUGGACACGUUCUCCACUGUACCGCUUUUGGAUUGA
This is a messenger RNA of Caenorhabditis sp. 36 PRJEB53466, 3415 nucleotides long. The record is from the annotation of a GenBank genome assembly. Lineage: Eukaryota; Metazoa; Nematoda; Chromadorea; Rhabditida; Rhabditidae.